Molecule: messenger RNA, 393 nt
Organism: Solanum pennellii
Lineage: Eukaryota; Viridiplantae; Streptophyta; Magnoliopsida; Solanales; Solanaceae
Product: probable indole-3-pyruvate monooxygenase YUCCA10
Exons: 3
Coding region: 1-393 (130 amino acids)
Molecular function (GO): flavin adenine dinucleotide binding; monooxygenase activity
Source: RefSeq, a predicted model, not a curated record
AUGUACUCAAAAUUUAAGUUCGAAAAUUUAGCAGAAUUAGGAGUACCACAACCAGAAGAAGGCUCAUUUUCUGUUAAAAUAUCAAAAGGUAGAUCUCCAGUGAUUGAUGUACUUCCUGGAAUAUCAUAUAUAAAGGAACAUACAGUAGUGUUUGAUAAUGGAGAUGAACAUCAAUUUGAUGCAAUUAUUUUUGCUACUGGAUACAAGAAUAUUGCUACCAAAUGGCUAAAGGAUUAUAGCUCAAUAUUCCUUGAAGAUGGCACAUUGAUAAGUUGGAAAGGAGAGAAUGGGCUCUACUGUGCUGGAUUUUCUAGAAGAGGAAUUGCUGGUAUUUCAAUGGAUGCUAUAGCUAUUGCCGAUGAUAUUAAGACUAUUAGAGGAGACAAAAUUUAG